Erpetoichthys calabaricus (reedfish) is the source of this 2714-nucleotide messenger RNA. RefSeq names its product thrombomodulin-like. Gene Ontology annotation, molecular function: calcium ion binding; transmembrane signaling receptor activity. Gene Ontology annotation, cellular component: membrane. The record is from RefSeq and is a predicted model, not a curated record. Bases 185 to 1915 code for a protein of 576 amino acids. The transcript has a single exon. NCBI's taxonomy places the organism in Eukaryota, Metazoa, Chordata, Cladistia, Polypteriformes, Polypteridae.
UCGCCCAGCCCCGCUCGAAACUUCCUUCCUUCCUCUGCAGGCGCUGAUGGGACGGGGCUUUGGUGAGUCACAAUCACGUAAGGAAUGCGGCUUUACCUUUUGCAAAAGUAGUGAGAUCUGCUGGGAGGUUCGACGAUCUCCUUGUUCUUCUCCUCUUCUUCAGUAACACGCGCUGUCACCAAAGAUGCUCAGAGCCUUACUGGCGCUGUUUGUCGCUUUCCCAGUUUUCUCGUUACAAGCCGACAGCGAGUCGCCCAGAGAUGGCUUUUGUAUUCUCAGUGACUGCUACACGAUACACCAGGGGGCUGCAGACUUUGACACGGCGAGCGGCGUGUGCGGGACUAAAGGGGGCCACCUGAUGACAGUCCGAUCGACGGAGCAGAGCGGCAUCAUUUCAAUCUUUAUGGGUGCUCUGCAGGGUCACUUCUGGAUUGGACUUGAGCUGCCCGCUGGUCGCUGUGGUGACCCUUCAAAAGCAUUACGUGGGUACCGGUGGGUAACCGGAGAGGAAACUACGAACACCACGUCGUGGAAAACGCAGGACUCGACCGAGUGUGGCCAGAGGUGUGUCUCCAUCUCCAAAGAUCAGCUGUGGGAAGAAAGUUCAUGUCUGGAGGCGGCUGAUGGGUUUCUCUGUGAAUUCAGGUUUAAUAAAACCUGUGAGCCAGCUGAGCUGGACGGAUUCUCGCUUACCUACUACACACCUUUAGGUUUUCAGACGACAUACAGCCAAACUACUUUGCCACCUGGAACAGUAGCAAUCAUGUCACCCACUGGGUACAAACUGUACUGUGACAUCAAUGAUUGGAAACCAGGUCCCUGGGACUGCCAACAUGAAAACGGCGGUUGCAGCCACACGUGUACAAUGGAGGGGGGUAAUGCGAAGUGCAUCUGCCCUGAAGGACUACAGUUAGAGGAGAACCAAGUGACCUGUGAGGCGCCCGAUCCAUGCAGGAGCCACCACUGUGCACACGUGUGUGUCCCUCAAAAGGACAGUUACAGCUGCCUGUGCCGAGGGGGCUACAAACUGGACCAGGAUGGCACGAAAUGCGUGGACGUGGAUGAAUGCAAAGAGGCGCGAGCCUGCAAAGCCGACCAGCUCUGCGUCAACACGCCGGGUAGCUUUCAAUGCACUUGCCCACUGGGGUUCGAAAUGGUCAGGGGCAAAUGUGAAGAUUACGCCCCCAGCUCGGAUAUGGUAAGGGCCAGGGGCUCAUCGUGCCCACCGGGCUUGAAAAUGGUGAGUGGCACGUGUGAAGACCGAGACGAGUGCGAAUCCGCUCCAUGUGAACAGGAGUGCACCAACACGCAUGGGAGUUUCAGGUGUUCCUGUUCCGAAGGAUUUCUUCUUAAUAGAAAAGACCCCACGAAAUGUGACAAACACUGUCAGUCGGAAAAGUGCCCGGCGAUGUGCGAUCCGAACGAGGGCAAUUUGUGCGAGUGUCCCGAUGGGUACAUAAUAGAGGAUGAGGACACCGGCGUGUGUAUUGACAUCGACGAAUGUGACGGCCAGUCGCUCUGUGACCACACCUGCACCAAUACAUUUGGGAGUUACGUAUGUCUCUGCGAACAUGGAUUCAGGCUGGAAGACGACGGCUUUUCGUGCACAGCGUUACCCUCCACUAGCGUCACUCCUGUCACCGUCCACCAAGUGACCCCGACCACGGACAUCCCCGUCAAAGAGCAACCGGUGAUCUCACCCGUUGCGCUCCUGGUGACUGUCAUCAGUGUCCUCAUCCUGGUGGUCUUAAUCUUCUGUACGCACCGAGCGUUAAGGCAGAGGGCGAAGUGGGACACCGCGACAGAGUACAAGAGCGCCGAACUGGACCGGGAUGGUGGGCUUCAGCAAGUCACCACCGAGAAAUACAUCAGGAAAUAUUCGUUCGUCACAAGUGAUUUAAAGGCGCAUACGUGACGCUCUGGACUACUUCUAACAUCUAGGACUCUAAUGGCUCGGGCACAGACUGUCGGAAAUGAUGCCCCCUUGCAACGAGAGGAUUAUAACGCGUAUCAUACCUGUAUAUGUGACCUAAAAAGGCACAAACUCGGGUUUGGAAGCAAUUCUGACUAAACUUUACAACAUGUGAUAUCGGAAGUAUUUGUAUUCUGCUCGGGUUACCGGCACGUUUGGAUUGGGGUGCAGUCACCUGGCUCUACGGUUUCACGGGGAAGCCAUUGAUAGAAAACAAACAUCGGGAAUAUGAAUGACAGCAAUUUAAAAGUUUCCUCCGAACAGCCCUUUAGAGUUUUAAUUCUGAAACCGUUGUGGAGCAAAAAAAUAAUAAUUUCAGGAUUUGUGGGACCUGAAAACAGCUUGUGGGGCAAAAUCAGGAAUCGGCGAUGGGCAUUGUGCCAGCCUAUUGAACACCUGCUUCACUUUGGGGGGGUAGUUUAAAAAAAAGGGAGGGGGGAAGGAUGUGUUAAAUACUUUAAAUCACCUUAAGUAGGACUGGGGGUCUUAAAUGCACUCGGGGAGUUGUCCAAACACAUGUCUUUAUCUUCAGACAAUUGUAUGAAGCUGCGGUAAAAGCAAAUGAAUUAUAAAAGCUUUAAUGACUUUGUUAAUGUUUAACAUUGUAUUAUAUUGUGUUUAUUAUCGAGCAAAAAUAUUAUUUAUACCGCAAUUAACAUUUAAUAAAGUGAAAGUGAGUGAGCUAAAGAAUCCGAGUUUCUAAGUAAAUGCAAUAAAGCAGUAAAUCAACAUCUGCAUUUAG